This is a messenger RNA of Notechis scutatus (mainland tiger snake), 1202 nucleotides long. The record is from RefSeq and is a predicted model, not a curated record. Lineage: Eukaryota; Metazoa; Chordata; Lepidosauria; Squamata; Elapidae.
AAAUGCCGGGGGCGACUGCUCUCCUCCGAGGGCCGCUGCGGUUGGCUAAACUCCGGGUGGGCUUUCCCCUCGUUCGCCCCUCCCGCAGUUUUAUCAGCAGCAAAGAUUGCGACAGGAACGUCUUAUGCAAAGUAAAGCAAACAGGAAACGUGGGGUUUUUUUUCUUUUCUUUUCUUUGCUUCUCCUUUGUCUCUCUUACAAGCCAGCGAAGGUCCCUCUAGCACGGCAGGCGGCCUUCUCUCCCGGGAGGGCUUGGGGGGCUCCUCUCGUUUGGGCUUGAGGUUCCUUGGCAGAAGAGGGACAGGCUUGGCGGGCGGAGGAAGAGAGCUUGGACACGCUGUUCUCCGGGGGGGGUGAUGUACUUUUGAGUGACCACCAUGUCGAUGUAUCUGAAACACUUCACGGUGGUGGGAGAUGACACUUCCCAGUGGAACAACGACUACAAGAAAUGGGAGGAAGAAGAGGAAGGAGAAGGGAAGGCACCAGAGGUUGCGGUUAAAGUCGAAUCGGCGGCCCGGCGGCCAACUUUUAGAGAUAUUAUGAAAAGGCUGUUCCAAUCCCACAAGUUCCAGAUCGUGGUGGUUUGCCUGGUGAUCUUGGAUGCCGUGUUGGUGCUGGGGGAGCUGCUUCUGGAUCUGAAGAUCAUUCACCCUGACAAAGAGGAGGUCGCCCCGAGGGUCCUUCACUACCUGAGCCUUUCCAUCCUCUCCCUCUUCCUGGUGGAAGUCAGCUUCAAGCUCUUCGCCUACCGCCUGGAGUUCUUCCACCACAAGUUUGAGGUCUUGGACGCCCUGGUGGUCGUCGUCUCCUUCAUCCUGGACAUUGUGGUCCUCUUCAAGGAACAUCAGUUUGAAGCGCUCGGUCUGCUGAUCCUGCUCAGGCUGUGGCGGGUGGCCAGGAUCAUCAACGGAAUAAUCUUAUCCAUGAAGACUCGCUCAGAACAGCAGAUCUCCAAGCUGAAGCAAGCCAACUUGCAGCUGAGUGUCAAAGUCCAGCAGCUGGAAAGCAGCUGUGCAGAGAAGGAAACAGAAAUUGAAAGGCUGAACAGUCUCUUGAAGCAACAUGGGCUCCUCAGCCAGUCCAAAUAAGAGGCCUGACCUGGAUCUGAAAUCUCUUCCUUGGCCCUGAGAAGCUACUCUCUGUUUACAGGGUGACCUUGUAAAUAUAUCCUUUGGCACAUUUAUUUAUCAGCACGGGCUGCU